AAAAAACGUAAACAAAAGUAAAAACAGCAAAAACAAAUAACACAGUGUAGUAAAAAAAGAAAACAACAGGCAUCACAGUGAUAAAGUGAAUGACGGACUUGUUGGCUUGCUUGCUGCCUGCCACACUUUUAUUGUAUUUUAUUGAGUUUUUGUUAUCGUUGUUGUUGUUAUUAUUGUAAACAAGUUUUACAAAAACAAUAUAGAGAAGAAAAAACACAAUAAAUGUUUGCGCUGGUGGAAGAUCGUAACAAAUUUUUAUACAAAUUUCAGUCUGGUCUAGACUUUUGAAGGCUGCGGUAACAAGUUUCUGGGAAUAAAUUUUUAUAAAAAAAAAAUUAUAAAAAAAAAGAAAAUUUAUUUAAAUAAAAAUAAAGUGUUAAAGUAAAAAAAAAAUAAAUUAAAUAACAAAAAUCAAGUGUUUUGUUUAUUCAAAUUCGAAAAAAAACGGUUACUUUUAACAACAUGAUGCGUUCCUCUACUGUACGCUUAGCUUCGCAAUUGUUCCGUGCCCCAACUGCAACCAACAGCAGCUGCUGCAGCAGCAUCUCUUUAACGCGUUCAUUUAACACCAAUAAUAAACAACAGAAUGCGGCUGCCACCGGUGAAACCAAUUUAAAUAAUCAAGGCGAUAAAUUUCUGCACUAUUCCCACGAAGAAGGUUAUAUCAAGACAUCGCCCUUUGAGAAUACAAUCAUACCCAAUGUAUCGUUGGACAAAUAUGUUUGGCGUGAUUUUAAAUUAUGGGAAAAUAAUGUGGCAACGGUCGAUGUCAUUACCGGCCGCCAAUAUACUUAUGCUGAAUUACGCGAUUCUAGUGCCGCUUUGGCGGUACGUUUUCAAACAAAAUUCAAAUUGGUGCAGGGUGAUGUUGUAGCCGUCUGUUUGCCCAAUUUACCAGAAUAUCCGGGUGCUGUCUUGGGUGCCAUAGAGGCUGGUUUGACAGUGACCACUGUUAAUCCGAUUUAUACAGCUGAGGAAAUUGCCCGACAAUUAACCUUCAGCAAUGCCAAAUUUAUUAUAGGCACUUCGGUGGGUUACUCCGUCCUAGUAGAAGCCUGUAAGUUAGCUAAAAAACAAUUACCCAUUGCCUGUGUACGCAUGAAUCCCAGUGAUGCACUGCCGGCAGGAGCCAUCGAUUUCUAUGAACUUUUCAAAUAUAGUGGAGAUGUAGAUUUUUCACAAUUAAAACAAUACGACGUAAAUCCCAAUAGUAUGGUUUUCUUACCCUUCUCUUCGGGUACUACCGGUUUGCCCAAGGGUGUUAUGCUAUCCCACCGGAAUAUCUCAUCAAAUUGUGAAAUGGUUCAGUGUGUUUUGGAUGUAGAUUGUACUAAAAAGCAAGAAGUUUUACCCUGUGUCCUGCCAUUCUUCCACAUUUAUGGCCUGACGGUGAUAAUGAUAUCGAAAUUGGGACAGGGUGCUAAACUGGUGACAUUGCCUCAAUUUAAACCAGAAGAUUUGAUGAAAGCUUUGUAUGAGUAUAAGAGUACGAUGUUGAAUGUGGUGCCACCAAUAGCUCUUUUCAUGAUUAAUCAUCCUAAGGUUACACAGGAAACUUGCCCCGAACUACGAGUGGUUUUGAGCGGUGCAGCUCCCAUUGGUGUAACAGAUGUAGAACGUUUUAUAAAGAAGUUCCCCAAAACUAAGUUCCUUCAGGGCUACGGCAUGACCGAAGCCUCCCCCGUAGUACUCAUGACUGCCUCAGAUAAUACACGUUAUGCUUCUACCGGCUUCCCGACCCCCCAUACUGAAGCUAAAAUUGUUCCUCUAGAUGGUCAAGAUCACAAGGGUUUAGGACCCAAUCAAACUGGUGAACUAUGUGUAAGAGGGCCUCAAGUUAUGGAGGGCUAUUUGAAUAACGAAGAAGCUACAAGAGAUACUUUCUAUCCUGGAGGCUGGUUACGUACUGGAGAUGUGGCCUAUUACGAUGACGAAGGCUAUUUCUAUAUAACUGAUCGUAUGAAGGAAUUGAUUAAGGUCAAGGGAUUCCAAGUACCUCCGGCCGAGUUAGAGGCCAUUUUAAGAGAUCAUCCCAAAAUUUUAGAGGCUGCUGUCUUUGGUAUACCCCAUCCCAUCAAUGGAGAGGCUCCACGUGCCUUGGUAGUGUUAAGAGAAAAUAUGCAGGCCACAGAGGAGGAGAUCUAUAAUUAUGUGGCUGAAAAAGUGGCUGUUUAUAAGAAAUUGGAGGGUGGCAUUAUUUUUGUAGACGAAGUACCCAAAAAUCCCACCGGUAAAAUCUUAAGAAAAGUAUUGAAAGAAAAAUAUUCCAGUUAAAAAAGACAUGAAACGUUUUAUUAUUAUUAUUAUUAUUAUAAGUUUAGUUUGUAACACAAUAAGAUUUUUUUAGUUUAAGUGUUAAAUUAAAGGGGGGGCUUAGAGUAUUUUUGUUAAAUGUAUAUAAAAUACUUUUUUAAAGGGACCUUUUUUCUUAAAAAAUGCAUUUAUUAGCAAUGAUUUUUAAUUUUGUUAAAAAAUUUUAUUAAAAAUUAUAAGGUUCCUUUUAUUAUUUUUAUUAUAUUACUUACUGAGAAUGUAUAUUUUUUAAUUUGUUUCCAAUUGUGCAGAAAUGCAAGAAAUUUAUAAUUUGAUGAUUUUUUAGUAAGUUCUAAGACUUCUCUAAAGAGAAAAAAUUAAUUAUAAAAAAAAUUCAACUGUUUUUUUUAAGAUUUUGAUUAAAAUUCUCGUAAUAAAAUAUAUUAUUGUUUUUUG
Messenger RNA from Lucilia sericata (common green bottle fly), 2709 nucleotides. It is a transcript of the gene pdgy, whose product is annotated as probable 4-coumarate--CoA ligase 3. Gene Ontology annotation, biological process: fatty-acyl-CoA biosynthetic process; long-chain fatty acid metabolic process. The record is from RefSeq and is a predicted model, not a curated record. The transcript has 5 exons. Lineage: Eukaryota; Metazoa; Arthropoda; Insecta; Diptera; Calliphoridae. Gene Ontology annotation, molecular function: long-chain fatty acid-CoA ligase activity. Bases 463 to 2274 code for a protein of 603 amino acids. Gene Ontology annotation, cellular component: mitochondrion.